AUGGACCCGAACUCGCUGGUUUCCUCCAACGUGAAGUCCGCGCGUUUGGAGUUUCUCGGAGACGAUGAGAUCCGAAAGCUUUCCUGCUGCCGCGUGGUGACAGCUGCUGCGUUUUCUGCGCCGGCGGGCGGCGCGGCGGGCAGCAGCAGCAGGAAAUGGGGAGCCGACGCCGCAGCAGCAGCAGCAGCAGCAGCAGCAGCAGCGGGACUCGCUGCUGCAGUCCCAGGCGGCCUCCACGACAGCCGCAUGGGCGUUUUCGACGGCAGAGAAACUUGCGGCACUUGCGGGGCCUCUGGCAGCUGCCCCGGCCACUUGGGCCAUAUUGAACUCGAGCUCCCCGCGCUGCAGCCCAUCCUCAUGCCUUCCCUCGUCAAGCUGCUCAAAGGGGUUUGCUUCGAAUGCCGGCGUCUUCGGCUGUCUCGACAGCAGAAGAGCCUGGAGGUGAAGCGGUUUCAGCUGCUGCAGCUGCUGCUGCUGCAGGAGCUGCGUUUAAUGGACACCGUUGUGACCCGCAACAGCAGCAGCAGCAGCAGCAGCAGCAAAGCUGCUGGAAACGAAGAAGCCCUCAAGAGCCGCAAAGAAAUCCUUCAAAUUUUUGCUGCUGUUGAGGCCGAGCUGAAUGCCCGGAUGCAGCAGCAGCAGCAGCAGGAAGAGCAGCAGGACAAGGAGCAGCAGGAUGUGAACAAGCCUGCUGCAGCAGCAGCAGCAGCAGCAGAUAAGGAAGACACAGGCGUUGCUGCUGCUGUCAAAGAAACCUUCAUGCUGCAGCACAUUGCUGAGGACUUCAGCAGCAGCGCACUCCAAGUGGCAGCCUGGAGAAGCUGCCGCAGCAGAGUGCUGCAGCAAGCAGCAGCAGCUAUUGGCUCUGUGGAGCUGCAGGGCUUUCAGCUGUAUCCGCUGCUGCAGUCUCUUUUCAGCCACGACGAAGACAGAUUGCUGCUGGCUUACUUAUUCCCCAUGACUGUGCGUCUGGGCCCGUCGGUGUUUUUCCAGCAGGUGGUGGCUGUGGCAGCAAAUCGUUUUCGGCCGCCGCCAGCAGCAGCAGCAGCAAAAGGGUUUGGGGGCCGCGAAGCAGCAGCAGGGCGGCAGCUGCUGCACCCCCGGACGCAGCAGCUGCAGGACAUUUUGAAGUUAAAUGAAAAAUUAAAAUUUGCAUUAAAUGUGCUGCGGCAUCCGGACCCCUUGGGGGCCCUCAAGGACCCUUCGCAGUGGGCGGCGCUGUUCAUGGGGGCCCCCGAGCAGCAGCAGCAGCAGCAGCAGCAGCAGCAGCAGCAGCAGCUGCGCCUGGCGCCCGAGCAGCAGCAGCUGCUGCAGGAGUUCGUCGAGCAGCACGCAGUGGGGGGGGCCAAGUGGCUCAGCACUUAUGCUCUGCAACUUCAAUUAAAAUUAAAUGAAAUGACGGACAGCACAAAAGCCGAAAAGCCACAAGCUGCUCCUCCGGGAGUUCGGCAAUGGAUGGAAAAAAAAGCAGGAGCUAUUCGCCAACGCAUGCAGGGCAAACGCGUCAACUACGCAGCCCGCACUGUCCUCGCACCCGACGGGCUCCUCGCCCCCAACGAGGUGUCGGUGCCUCUGGACUUCGCAAUGAAACUCUCAGUGCCCGAAGCUGCCACUUCUUUUAAUGCUUUUGCUUUGAGCCAAAUGGUCAUUAAUGGCCCUUUCAAACACCCGGGGGCCCUCGCCCUAGAAGACGAUCAAGGCAACUUCUACAACUUGGAGUUCAUGUCUGCUGCAGCGCGCGCGGGGAAAGCAGCAAAGCUGCUGUCUGCUGCUGCUGCUGGCGCUGCUGAGGGUCGGAGUUUUCGGGUGUACAGACACCUGAGAGACGGGGACUUGGUGCUGAUGAACCGGCAGCCGUCUUUGCAUCGUUUGUCCUUAAUGGGACAUUUUGUGAAAAUAAAUAAACCUUUUAAUUCCGAAUUUAAUUUUAAUUCUUUUCUCGAAAAAGCAGGACUCAAGAGGAAGGACGGCAGCUACAGACAGGUCACCCGCGCGCUCCUCGACAAGCGCCAGCAACAGCAGCAGCAGCAGCAGCAGCAGCAGCAGGGGGAGCCUGCUGCUGCUGCUGCUGCAGCAAAAAGCGACCAGGCCCCAGAGAGAGUCUUCAGAAUCAACUUCGUCAACUGCAGCAGCUACAAUGCAGACUUCGACGGAGACGAAAUGAACUUACACGUCCCACAGGACCCUGUGUCUCGUUCUGAGGGCCGUUUGAUAUUAAAUGCUGACAGCCAAUUCACAGUUCCCAAAAAUGGAGAUCUCGUGAGGGGUUUAAUUCAAGACUAUUGUCUUGCGGGGGUUUUGCUGACUAGCCGCGACAGCUUCUUCGACUUGCAGCAAUUCAGCACCCUCGUGUAUGCGGGUUUGGAGCGGUACUUGGGGUGUCACGACACCUGCGUGCGGAUCACCCUGGACCGCUCGAAAGAGCUCGAAGAGGCUUUUUCGGUGGAUUUGGAUUUAAAUUGCAAUUUAAAUUCAAAUUUAAAUAAAAAAUCGAAAAUCAUUUCAAAUUUUAACCCCAAAAACGGCAAAAAUGGCCCCAGUUCCACCCCGGAAGGCAUCGCUCUGCUCACCCCCGCAGUCCUCUGGCCCCGGAGGCUCUGGACUGGCAAACAGGUCAUCACAACAAUCCUGAAAACCCUGGUGGACGGCUUUGCCCGCACCCGCCUGCGCCACGUGACUGCUGCUGCUGCUGCUCCCCCCCGCACCAGCAGCAGCAGCAGCAGCAGCAAAAGAUUAGAAGAAGCUUUGAAAGGGUAUAAAGGAAUUAAUUUGGAAGCAAAAGCCAAAACGCCAGGAGACGCCUGGGGGGGUGUAGAAGACGGAGACACAGAGGAAAGCACAGUUGUAAUAAAGGAGUCUGAGCUGCUGCAGGGGGUCUUUGACAAAAACCAGUUUGGCAGCAGCAGCGGCGGUUUGCUGCACUGCGUGUACUUGCUGCUGGGCUCCACUGCAGCAUCGGCGCUGCUGCAGUCCCUGGGUGCCCUUUUCUCCUGCUUCCUCAAGCUGCAGUGA
Molecule: messenger RNA, 3012 nt
Organism: Eimeria tenella
Lineage: Eukaryota; Apicomplexa; Conoidasida; Eucoccidiorida; Eimeriidae
Product: DNA-directed rna polymerase I largest subunit, putative
Exons: 11
Coding region: 1-3012 (1003 amino acids)
Biological process (GO): DNA-templated transcription
Cellular component (GO): RNA polymerase I complex
Molecular function (GO): DNA binding; DNA-directed RNA polymerase activity
Source: RefSeq, a predicted model, not a curated record